This is a messenger RNA of Penicillium brasilianum, 4796 nucleotides long. Lineage: Eukaryota; Fungi; Ascomycota; Eurotiomycetes; Eurotiales; Aspergillaceae. The record is from the annotation of a GenBank genome assembly.
AAGAAUCGUGCUAUCAUGAGCUUCCAGCUAGUAAAGACCAUGUACUUCUAUCUAUCUGAUCACUCCAAAAUAAUGAUCAUAUCUGUCCGAGGCCAACUCCCUCUUUCUACAGCUUGUGGCUAACAUUCAACAACAUUGUGUGUGUAUGGCAGGCCCGAGUAUGACGCUGUGGUUGGGUACCGAUCGGAGAACACGCUGCCACUUACCCUAUUGGGAUACUUACGAGCCUCCAAGCCUGAGAUUAAACAUGCACAAGUACUCAUUCAUGAUUCACUUGCAAUAUCCAUUUUAAUUCACAUCCUCUUCAAAUCUCCCAUACUAGAGGAGCGCUGUCGACGUGGUGCAAGCGAGGGCGGACCCAGGCACGGAAAUUGGAUUACGAUACCAUGGAUGGUCUCUUCCUCCACUGAAAAACAAUUUUGAACCAACACAACCUCUCCGUCGAACUUCUCCCUCCCUCCCUCCUUCCCACCCACCCCCACGCUCUAGUAUAAAGGAGCUCGGCUGGUCGAAGAUGGAAGAACAGGUAGCAAAUGCCAUUGAGAUCGCCUGGAAUCCGUCCUCCGACCACGCCCUAAAGUCACAAGCCUUUGACUACCUCAACCAACUCCGCUCCGAUCCCUCCGGAUGGCCGGUCUGCCUCAGCCUCUUCACCAAGUCCCCCCCACAGCCCGAAAUCGUGCGACAUGCGAGCUUGGAAAUUGUCAAUAGUGCCGCCCAAACGGGUCUCAUCGAUCUAGCCUCCCUGGUCGUCGUACGAGAUGGAUUGAUGAACUACCUCCGGAAUGUCUAUGGCCCCGACGGCACCGCCGCGCCCGAUGCACCUUACAUUCAGAACAAAAUUGCACAGACUAUCACCUUUCUCUUUUCCGCACUGUACGCCAAUGGCUGGGAGAGCUGUUUCGACGACCUUCUCAGUCUCACCUAUAAGAGCUCCGCGAGCUCAACCCGCGACAACGCCCUCGGAAUCGUCUUUUACUUGCGUGUGGUGAACUCGAUCCAUGAGGAAAUCGGCGACGUAUUGGUGUCGAGAUCGCGUGGAGAGCAGGACAAGGCGAACAGUCUGAAAGACUUGAUCCGAGAACGGGACAUGCAGAAGAUUGCCAGCUCAUGGCAGGAGAUUUUGUCGGCAUGGCGGGACGCCGACGACACAGUGGUCGAGAUGUGCUUAAAGGCCGUGGGCAGCUGGGUCAGCUGGAUUGACAUUGGAUUGGUCGUGAACCAGACAAUGUUGGACCUUUUGUUCCAGCAGCUGGGUCGGGCUGAGAAGCAAGAAUUGCGCGAAGGCGAGCAGCGGGUCCGGGAUGCUGCCGUGGAUGUCUUCACCGAGAUCAUUGCCAAGAAGAUGAAGCCUGCCGACAAGAUCGAAAUGAUCAUCUUCCUCAACCUCGACUCGAUCGUCACCCAGCUCUCGAACAGCCCCCCGUUGCGCGAGAACCGUUUCACCUUCAAGUACGAUACCGAUCUGGCCGAGACUGUCGCUAAGCUUGUGAAUAUUACUGUGAUGGAUAUUGUGCGGGUACUCGAGACCGACUCGGGUGCUGUGAAAGACAAGGCGAACGAUCUUCUCCAGGUUUUCCUGCCUCACAUCUUGCGAUUCUUCUCCGAUGAAUACGACGAAGUCUGCUCGACGGUGAUUCCCUGUGUCAACGACAUGCUCACCUACAUUCGAAAGGUUUCCAAGGCCGACCCUUCCUUGGAAGCUCAGAACAAGGCCAUUCUCCUCCCAAUCUUGAAAGCGAUCGUCGCGAAGAUGCGGUACGAUGAAACGUCCAACUGGGGCGAUGAGGAUGAGCAGACCGACGAGGCAGAAUUCCAGGAGUUGCGGAAGCGACUGGGUGUUUUGCAGCAAAUUGCCGCCUCUGCAGACGAGCAGCUAUACAUCGAUGCCAUUUCGGAAGUGGUGGGAACGACAUUCGAGAAUUUGCGUGCCUCUGGCGGCCAGAUUGAUUGGCGCGACCUUGAUCUGGCUCUGCAUGAGAUGUUCCUUUUCGGCGAUCUCGCUGUCAAGGCCGGUGGUCUGUACGCAAAGGGCGCACCCACUGGCCCUGCUGCCAUGCGCCUCAUCGAGAUGAUGCUCGGAAUGGUCGAGUCUGAUAUCCGAUCAUUCACCCACCCUGCCACACAACUCCAAUACAUGGAAAUCUGCGUUCGUUACAGCUCGUUCUUCCAGCACCAUGCGCAACUCAUCCCCGGCGUUCUGGAAAGCUUCCUCCAGCUUGUCCAUCACACGAACCGCAAAGUGAAGACUCGCUCAUGGUACCUCUUCCAGCGGUUAGUGAAGCAGCUACGGGGCCUCAUUGGCAAUGUGGCGCAAACCGUUGUCGAGGCAUUGGGUGAUCUCUUGGUCAUCCAAGCCGAGCUUCCGGCUGAAGGCGAGGAUGGCGAUGAGAUGUCGUCCGAGGACCACGAGGGCUCCGCAGAUGCCGUUUUCAACAGCCAACUAUACCUCUUCGAGGCUGUCGGUGUAAUCUGCUCGACCAACAGCGUGCCUGUGGAUAAGCAGGUCCUCUACAUUCAGUCGGUUGUGAAUCCUAUCUUCGCCGAUAUGGAGCGCAAUCUUGCCGCCGCCAAGUCCAACGAUGAACGAGCUAUGCUGCAGAUCCACCAUGAUAUCAUGGCCUUGGGAACUCUUGCUCCCACCACCAACCCUCCCGGCCAUUUGCCCGCGCCAGAGGUCUCCGAGUGUUUCUGCCAGGUGGCAGAGGCGACCUUGGUCUCCCUCGAGUCUCUCAAAACCUCGUUCAAUAUCCGAACUGCCGCUCGUUUUGCCUUCUCUCGGCUGAUUGGCGUUCUGGGUGCCCGCAUCUUGCCCCAGCUCCCUCGCUGGAUCGAUGGGCUCCUGACCCAGACCUCGUCGCGUGAUGAGAUGGCCCUUUUCCUGCGUCUGUUGGACCAGGUCAUCUUCGGAUUCAAGAGCGAAAUCUACAGUAUCCUUGAUACUCUUUUAACUCCAUUCCUGCAGCGCGUCUUUUCAAGCCUUGCGGAUCCCACUACGGGUACUGACGAUGAGAUUCAGCUUGCUGAACUCAAGCGCGAAUACCUGAACUUCCUGCUCGCUGUGCUGAACAAUGACCUUGGAGCUGUGAUAAUUAGCGAGCGAAACCAACCCAUUUUCGAAAGCGUCAUUACCACCAUCGAGCACUUUGCCAAGGACAUUGACGACUUUACGACCGCCAAGAUGGCCUUCUCCGUGCUUUCCAGGAUGGGUAGCGCCUGGGGCGGACCCGAUAUUGCUCCCGGAUCUACCAAUGGCGUCGCAUCCACUCAAACCGCCCUUCCCGGAUUUGGCGGAUUCAUGAUCAGCCGCUUCUCACCCCUGUGCUGGGCCCUCCCUACCACCCCAUCCUUCAACUCUAAAGAUGCCCUUGCCAAGCAAGUUCUUGCCGAGGCGGGUGCACUGCAGCGCACCAUCUACCUCAAGACGAGCAUGGAAUAUGUUGAAUACUUGCGGACUCAGGAGCUGCCCGGCAUGGGCAUGGGCGGUGACCUGAUUGAAGAGUUCUUGACGGCACUCAGCCAGCUGGACAUGAAAGGGUUCCGGCAAUUCUUCCCAUCAUUCAUCCAGCGAUUGAGCGCAUAAUCCCUCUCUCCCCAUCCUCCCCCAUCAUCCACGACCAUCGUCAUUUUUCCUUCUCUCCUGCUUUUUAGAUUCCCCCAUGCCAUACCAUAUUUCUGUUUUGACGAGACCGAGUAACGAGGUGAUGUCUGUCCUCGCGCCGUCCAGAUUCUGACCCGACCCGAGCUGAGGUAUGACGACGGGAAAAGUCCGUCACCAAGGCAGGCUAGGGCAGGCUGUCGAAAUAAAAGCCCCCAUAUUCAUGCCAUCUAUAUCUUCAUCCGUGCCCCUCUCCUCACGGAUACCAUACCAUUCUCAUCCGACAUGUCCCACUAUCAACGAAAAAAAAGAAUAUCAAAAAGAAAUGGAUUGGAAAAGCAAUCAAAUUCAAAAUCUCACCAAAAGUGUACCCUCUCUACUUCUACAACGUCUUCAGUACAUAGCGUGUCCGUUUGCGUUCUAUUCUUCACUCCGUGGCGCAUUCGCAUCGCAUCGCGGGCGUUUUCUUCUCGUCAUAUUCGUCCUUUUCCGAUUCCGUUGAAGAUAAAGCAGAUAUUGAAAGCUAUAAUCUUGGUAGUCGGCUUGAAUGGUUGAGCUAGUUUCAGUGAAUAUGGUUGAAAGGGCUUUUCUCCAAGCUACGGGGACAGAUUAUCUAGGUAGUCGAGUAGCUAGUCGAGUAGACAUUUAGGAUGAAUACUAGAGACAUCAAUUCAUUCAAUUCCUAUUAUCGCAAAGCCAGUUUCUCUCAUAUCUAUCAUCCCCCCCAUUUUCGUGUCAAACACACCACGUCAAAUAACCGACUUGACAACGUGUUGGCGCCCACUUGAAUCAGAAAUCACCAAGAAUCAGAAUCCGUUGCAUAAUGCCAGUCAUGAUCAAAUUGCAAUUCGAGUUUCAAAUUCAGAAUCCACACGUACGAAUGCUGGGCAUAGCAUCCUAUCCCAGGUGUAGUGAUCCCAUCUAUUACCCCCACGAACACGGACCCCCCAGAAAUAACCAUGCCAAAAAAACGGAAAAGGAAACAAGAAAAAGGAGGAGGAGGAGGAGGUCACACACUAUUUGAGAUACUUGGCCGCAUGCUCGAUGUGGUCAUCCGCAAACGUGGCCAUGGUGUAAUAUGAGUGAUCGUAAUCAGGCUGGUAACGAAUGUUGACACCCUUGAGGCCUGCUGCGUCGGCGGCAGCCUGGAAGUUCUCCGGUAGGAGUUGGCCCUGCUUGUAGAAGUUGUCGCCGGUGC